Aphis gossypii (cotton aphid) is the source of this 3832-nucleotide messenger RNA. RefSeq names its product chloride channel protein 2 (gene ClC-a). Gene Ontology annotation, biological process: chloride transport; transmembrane transport. NCBI's taxonomy places the organism in Eukaryota, Metazoa, Arthropoda, Insecta, Hemiptera, Aphididae. The record is from RefSeq and is a predicted model, not a curated record. Gene Ontology annotation, molecular function: voltage-gated chloride channel activity. Gene Ontology annotation, cellular component: membrane.
AAUAGUGUUCUGUGUCAGCUAAGUGUAGCCAAUCAUACAUUAUUUAUCUAAACAUUUGUGACGUUUAAUUUCUUUUAACGCCAUACUUUUAUAUCCUUCGUACAGCUUAUCCUGUAAAGUAACGGGCGUAGGUUUCAUCAUUGCCUCAGUGUAGUCCAAUUUAAGGUGAUUAUUCAAUUUGUACUCCCUUUUUUGUGCACAGUUUAUUCAUGCCAAAUAGCCGCACGUACAGUCAUCCAUAUAAGUGGACACAGUGAUCAAAUAUUAAACAUUUUUUCUCGUGAGUUAAAAAUAAAAUUAAACAUCAAAAAUGACUGUAGGGAAAACUGCGAAAAUAUCAUCACCCUCUAUGAGGAGACGGAAAUCUGCUUUAGGCGAAGACGAUGAUUUGGAACGAGAAACAAAAGCAUUAGCUUCAUUUUAUCCAAGUCCACCGCCCGUAGACUUUGUUCAAAGUACAAUGUAUGGACAAUACACAAAAGAAUUGGGUGAUUAUGUCAAAGGAAGGCAGCAGAAUAUACCAGCGCCCGCCAUACACGGAAGUACUAACGAAGAAUUCAGCAAGUAUGGCGGGAAAAUCAGUUCAACUUUGGAAGUCGUAUGGCGCCAUUCGUUCGCAAAGCUCAGCGAAGAUUGGGUAUUUCUCACGUUGUUGGGUCUCGUCAUGGCCGUAUUAAGUUUUGCCAUGGAUUAUGGUAUAGACUUCACCAACGAAGGAAGAAUAUGGCUAUUCAAAGAUAUGACAUUCAACCAGUAUUUGCAGUAUAUUGCUUGGGUACUUUUACCAGUCAGUUUGAUAACAUUUGCAGCAGGAUUUGUACACUUAGUUGCACCCCAAUCUAUUGGCUCAGGAAUACCAGAAAUGAAAACAAUAUUAAGGGGCGUCGCUUUAAAAGAAUUCCUCACAUUAAGAACGUUGAUCGCAAAGGUUGUCGGCGUUACAGCAACCCUAGGUUCUGGUCUACCUCUCGGCAAAGAGGGUCCGUUCGUGCACAUUGCCAGUAUAACGGCCACGCUUUUGACGAAAGUAAUCACUUCGUUCAAAGGAAUCUACGAGAACGAAUCGCGAAACACUGAAAUGCUGGCUGCAGCGUGUGCGGUCGGAGUUGCGAGCUGCUUCGGAGCUCCUAUAGGCGGUGUGCUCUUCAGCAUCGAAGUAACAACCGUGUACUUCGCAGUGAGAAACUACUGGAGAGGUUUCUUUUCGGCAGUCUGUAGCGCGACAGUGUUCCGAUUGCUGGCCGUAUGGUUCAACAAAGCCGAAACUGUAAAAGCUUUUUUCCCGACCCAUUUCACUAUGGAAUAUCCAUUUGAUCCUCAAGAAUUGACAGUUUUUGCUUUACUUGGGGUAGUCUGUGGAAUUAUCGGAGCCGGUUACGUUUGGGCGCACAGGCAAUACGUAUUGUUUAUGAGACAAAGUAAAAGAAUGAACUCUUUCCUACAAAGAAGUAACCGUUUUUUAUAUCCGAGCCUUAUAACGUUUCUCAUUACAAUCACAUUCCCUCUGGGCACCGGUAAAUAUAUUGCUGGCGAACUGAACGUACACGACCAAUUAACUGGGCUGUUUAGUAAUUUCACGUGGACGAAGACUGAGUUCACCAUCGAGGAGGCAGAAAUGAUGAAUCAUUGGCGAACAGAAAACACCAACGUUUUCAUUUGUUUAUCGGCUUACAUAGCUUAUAAUUUUGUAUUCUCUAUAAUAGCAUCCACCAUUCCAAUACCAUCCGGUAGUUUCAUUCCAGUGUUCAAAACUGGGGCCGCGUUCGGUCGAAUAGUCGGCGAACUCAUGCACUUGUGGUUCCCGUACGGUGUUAGACACGGAAAAUUCAUCACGCCUAUAAUACCGGGAGGUUAUGCCGUGGUGGGAGCAGCAGCUUUUGCCGGGGCCGUUACACAUUCCAUUUCAGUGUCUGUAAUCGCUUUCGAAAUGACGGGACAGAUCACACACAUUGUACCUGUCAUGAUCGCCGUGUUAAUAUCAAACGCUGUAGCAGUAUUACUACAGCCUUCGUUAUACGACAGUAUUAUACUAAUAAAGAAUCUACCUUACUUGCCGGAUCUUCUCCCGUCCAUAUCUGGUAUUUACAGUGUGUACGUAGAAGAUUUCAUGGUCAGAGAUGUCAAGUACAUUUGGUAUAAUAUGAGCUACAGAGACUUGAAAAAAGUGCUGAGAGAAAACAAGGUUCUUAGAGUGUUCCCGUUAGUCGACAAACCAGACUCAAUGAUUUUAUUGGGAUCAGUGCCUCGGAUUGAAUUAAUAAAACUAAUCGAUAGACAAGUGGGUAAAGAAAGGCGAAUGCAGGUAGUUGCUAAAUGGCAGAAAGAAGCACAGGAGAGACUUGAUGAGGUAGAAAGAAGAAGAAGGGAAAACAAAGAAAGGAGACCUUCCAGAUUUGAAGUCACGCCGGCACCAGAUACUCUACAGAGGAAAUAUUCAAUUAGUUCUCAAUCGCUUUCUACAAAUCCCGUAAUUAAGGUACAAUGCAGUUCUUCAAUGAAAGGACAUCCGAAAAAAUCUAUUUUAAAAAAGACCAAUUCGUUCACUCUACAUAACCUGACACCAAUGAUGACUCCAUCAGCUACACCGUAUUCGACGAUAACUGGAGCCGAGAGUCGCAUACGACUAGCGUUCGAAGCUAUAUUUCACAAAUCUGCUACACUACGAGAUGCAAAUCCAGAGCAGCAGAGCUUGACAGAUAUUACAGAUAAGGAUCGGUGUUCGUCGCAGAUUAUACAAGUGUCCAAAAAAGUUCAAUUGCCCAAGGAAAGAGUCAUAGACAUGUCACCGGAAGAGCAAAGUGAAUGGGAACAAACAGAAAUGGACAAGAUUUUAGACUUUGGUUCCUGUCACAUUGAUCCGGCACCGUUUCAGCUAGUCGAGAGGACGUCUUUACUUAAGGUCCAUUCGGUGUUCUCGUUGGUCGGUGUCAAUCACGCUUACGUUACUGCCAUUGGUCGCCUGGUCGGCGUCGUCGGACUAAAAGAACUGAGAAAAGCCAUAGAAGACACCAACUCGGGAACUAAACUCGGACACCACAAGACAUCUGGUUUCCGAAGCGCUGCGAUGGAAUCGCUGUUAAGUAAUAGACGAAUGGAUGACGACUAUGACGUGUAAAAUAUAUAAAUUUACAUUUUGUAAAAGUAAUUCAAUACUGACCUUUUUUAAGAAAACAUAACUAUCUUUUGAUUAUCACACACCGAUAAGACUAUAAACAUAGGAAUCGUUAAAAAAAAUCUAUAAACAUAUAAAAAAUUUUAUGCGGUUUACUUGACAUCGAUCAUCAACUUUUUCAAAUUUUUGAAUUACCAGUAUAUCUUACCUUCCUUUUAAAUUUUAAAUUAAAAUGAAAAAAAUGAUACGAUUAAUGGCUUUAUGGAAAAAAUUUAAAAUACUGGAAUAAUCUAUUUCAAGUUAACCUCUUAAAAAAUUUAAAUUUCUUAUCAUAACUUUUCAGUUACGUUGAAUAAAAGGUAAGUAUGUACAUGAAUUUUAACGAAAAAUAAUAUCACUCGUCGCGUAAACAGAUUAGUGACGUCAUGUUCGUGUACACCUAAAACCAUUUUUAGACUAUAACAACAUAUGUUACAGACUAAUAAUCACUUACUAUAUAUGUAUGUAUACGUUUAGACACUUAAAAAUUUUCUAAAUCGAACCUUAGAAAAACGGUUGGUAUUGAAUCUCCUUAUAUAAAAUAUUAUGUAAAGCAUCAUAACUACUCAUUAAAUUUAAAAGUUAAGACUGUCUUACUGGCAACUUGAUAUGUUUUUGCUAAAUGUUAUAAAUGAAAUGUUAUGAGUACCUAUUGUUGUAUAAUAAAUACUUAAAAUAUAA